This is a messenger RNA of Purpureocillium lilacinum, 1986 nucleotides long. NCBI's taxonomy places the organism in Eukaryota, Fungi, Ascomycota, Sordariomycetes, Hypocreales, Ophiocordycipitaceae. The record is from RefSeq and is a predicted model, not a curated record.
AUGACGCCCCUGGUCCUGGACGUGGCUGGGUUAAGCCCAGUUUUCGGGGGCGACGGCUUCAACAUUAUACCCCAGCCCUUUGGAGCAGAGGGUCAAAUCGACUUCCGUGGCAGUGGAUUCGACUGGCUAGACUUUGACGUCUCCAGUAUUGAUCUGGACUUGAGCCGCGAUCACCUGAUGGAUGCUGAUGCUGCCUCGUCGAACCCUCAUCCUGGUGUCACGAAUCCACCUGCCAUGGACGCUGCAGCCGCUUCGUCAACAACGCAGCCUCGACAAAAUGUGUUGCCAUGGCCGUUUGAACAAGGUCAGGACACUCAAGCACCGCGAUUCCCGCUACCUCGACUUCAUCAGAUUCUCCCUCAGCCAAUUCCUGGGGCACAACCCCCUGCCGCCGACAGCCUCAUGCGGCUCCUUUCUUGCCAGCAACUCCCGCAUCCCAACGAAUUGAUCAACACAAACAUGUCUCCAGGAUUGGAGCUGCUCCGGCAGCUCAUUGAUGUGUACUUUUCUGGGUUCCAGAUCAUCCAGUCUAUAGUGCACGCUCCAACGUGGAACGUGACGGACUGUCCCACAGUUCUGCUGACCGCUAUGGCUUGCAUUGGAUCAGCAUUAUCAGGGGAAAGUGACGUUCUCGAAUUGUCCGGCUCCCUUAGCGAUUUUUGUGGUUCAAUGAUUACUUGGCCUGACAUUCGCCAGGGUGUAUCCGACAACUCGAACUACUCUGACGUGUCUUAUCUUGCCGCGUUGUGCUUGCACCAGAUUUAUUCCCUUGGAUCCGGCAACCGUCAGUUGUAUCAAAAUGCGGACAGAACUCGCGGCGUUCUGAUCGGAAGCCUACGAGGGCUAGGGCUGCUGAGCUCGCGAAUCAGCUUACAACAGGCGACUCCUGAGGAUGCUGGCUCAACGAUACACGACCCCCGCGUAGUCCACGCGGAGUGGAUUGCAUGGGCUACCCGCGAGAGAGAUCGGCGUGUUGCUUGGGCGUCCUUCGAAUACGAUUGCAGCCUGUGCACCCUCACUAACAGACGGGGUGCGGUUGAUCUGAGCGAGUUGCCCGCCAGACUGCCUUGUUCGGACAGCCUCUGGGAAGCCCAGUCUGCGAAUGCCUGGGCAGCUCUCAAAUCCCGCUCGCCCCAUCGAGCUCAAGGAGCAAUGCUGUCCAGUGUCCUUGGCUCGACAAUUUCCGGACGGCCUUUGACAGAGCAUGUCUCCAUGUGGGGGAAGCGGCUGUGUGCCCAGAUCAUUGGGCGACUACUGUGGGAUCUGAAGCAACUGGAGACAUUGUCGACCCCCGAAUACUGUGGCCUACCGUCGUUGUUCAAAAGCCAUCAACAGUCCAAGGUGUCCCUGUUACGGGGCCUAGACUCACUCCUGUCUCUCAUGACCGAGCCUGCCUCCACCUCGGACCUGGUCAGCUACAAGUACGUCAUCUCGUCUCUCCUGUGUCACUACUCGCACAUGUACGCCGCCGAUGACAUCAUGGACAUUAUCUUGUUCAUCGUCCGAAAUGUUGUGUCCAAGGGGCCAUCAUCCGAUGAACGGCUGGAUAUGGCGCGACAACGGCUCACGGCGGGGCUCAAAUCUGAUCCCAAAAGGGCCAGGAAGCUUCUGUGGCAUGCUGGCCAGAUCGUGGCGGUGGCAAAUGAGUAUCUUGUCUCGGCACCUUGCGAGAUUAUGCGACUCUUCAUGGCCUACAUCUUCAUUCUCACCUACGCCAAGUACUCUGCGCGUUCUGCGGAGCACUACACCGGUGUGAAAGUACGGUUGGAUGUUACCAGCCGUCAUGCUGAUCAGAGAAAGGCCAUCGCGGAGUGGGUACAACAGGGUGGUCCGGCACAGAUCGGCUCGGCCCAGGACGUCUUGUCCAAAGCGUCAACCACCAACAUCACCAGAGAUGCACAUAUCAUGUUCCAACGACUGCACUCAUGGGGCCUGGCAGAAAAAUUUGCAAAGAUUCUGCAAUGCUUCGAGAAUAACGAGAAGUAA